GAUUGGCCAAUCAAACACAGCCUCGUCCUCUGACAGUGGUGAACCCAGUGAUGUUCUGUCAUUCAGCACUGCAACUUCAACAAUAUGACAGCUUCAGGGUCCUUUGUCCGUCUGACAAGUUUAUUCUUGUGGAGUAUAGUUCAGCUGACAAGUCUCACACCUUCAUCAUCUGUUGAUCAGUGGAGUUUUCUAUCCGUUAACGUUGGUGACAAUGUCACUUUACCAUGUUUUUAUAAAGAUGAUGUUGCUGUAAGACUUUUCUGGUAUAAACAACACAUGGGGCAGAAACCAGUGCUCAUCUCUACCUUUUUUAAAUACAAUGUGGAUGUAAUUUUUAAUGGUGAAUUCAACAGAAAUCCACGUUUCAUAUUGGAUCAUGAAAAUGGGAAAAAUGACCUGAAAAUCAUAAAUGUACGUGCUUUAGACUCAGCUAACUACUACUGCUUGAGGUACUUUUCCAAUGAACUUGAAUUCUUAGCGACCAUUACUGUGGUUGUAAUGAAUUCAGAUUUAAUCAUGCCAGCCCUGGUGCAUCAGUCAGUGUCUGGGAGCAUCCAGCCAGGAGGCUCUGUGACUCUGAACUGUACAGUACAAACUGGGAACUGUGAUGGACAACACAGCGUUUACUGGUUCAAAGACUCUGGAGAAGCUCAUCCAAGAGUCAUUUACACCCACGGAGAGAGAAAUGAUCAGUGUGAGAGGAAACCAGACACACGGACACACACCUGUGUCUAUAACGUACAGAUAAAUCAUGUGGAUCGUUCUGAUGCUGGGAACUACUACUGUGCUGUCGCCUCAUGUGGACACAUUCUGUUUGGAAACGGGACCAAGCUGGAUUUUAAGGAUGAAGGGAGUGACCAUGUAUGGGUGUAUGUUUUGAGCGGAGCUCUGACCUUCACCACCCUAGUGGUUGUUAUAUUGACCUUUCUUUACAAGACAAAGAACUUUCACACUACAGAGACCCAGACAGCAAUUUCAGCUCCCUCCACAACUAAGCCAGAGAUUUACGAUGAUGAUGACCUUCAGUAUGCAGCUGUUAGCGUUAACCUGUCCACCAGAUCAAGGACACAGAGGAACAAUAUGCCUAGUGAAUGUGUCUACUCCAGUAUGAAGCAGUAGAAUAUUAUUACCAAACGAGUCAGGUCAAGUUUACCUCGAGACCAUACAGUCUUCAAAGUCUUCGAAAUGUAGAUCUUAAGAUAAACAUCUCGUCUAGCUUUGAUGUGGUAAACGGUGUAAUGCACAACAUGAAGGAGGUAAAACAUUCAUGUCAGCAAUUCUGUGAUGACGAUACCAAUGUUUUCAAUUACAAUGUAAAAGAUGCUAUUCUUUCACUUUGUGUUUCUUGAAUGUUUGGCUUUUAUUCUUAACUACAGUAUUAUCAUGAAAUAAAUGAUGUCAAUACGCUCAA
This is a messenger RNA of Betta splendens (Siamese fighting fish), 1411 nucleotides long. RefSeq lists its product as uncharacterized. NCBI's taxonomy places the organism in Eukaryota, Metazoa, Chordata, Actinopteri, Anabantiformes, Osphronemidae. The transcript is spliced from 5 exons. Bases 85 to 1119 code for a protein of 344 amino acids. Gene Ontology annotation, biological process: response to bacterium. The record is from RefSeq and is a predicted model, not a curated record.